Cryptotermes secundus is the source of this 580-nucleotide messenger RNA. RefSeq lists its product as uncharacterized. The coding region runs from base 4 to 435 and encodes 143 amino acids. The record is from RefSeq and is a predicted model, not a curated record. Gene Ontology annotation, biological process: mRNA splicing, via spliceosome. The transcript has 2 exons. NCBI's taxonomy places the organism in Eukaryota, Metazoa, Arthropoda, Insecta, Blattodea, Kalotermitidae.
UCUAUGGCACAUGGCAAAUACUGUCACAGCACCAGUAUAAGUAACUCCUUGCACAAGAGCAGAGGCCAAUCCAGCCACAGUGGCAGAUCCACAGGAUUUCCACCAAGUGUGACCAACAUUGCAGUGAGUAGUGGCAGCUUUCAUGCCAGCAACAUCUGUAACAAAUUGCUGCAGACAUCCAGCCACCACCAGGGUUUCAGCAACACAGCUGCAGUCGGGUGUGUAUCCUGCUGCUCCUCAGGCAUCUGUCAUCAGAGGGAUGCUGGGGGCUCAGAAGGACAUUUUGGUGAUAAAAAGAAAGUUUGGCUGAGAUACCUGUCUCAUAAAUUUCAUGGGAAGGGACCUGGCAGAAAUAAAGUAGAGAAACGAAUGAAGAGGAAUGAACAGGAAGGAAUGAGUAUCAGUCAAGAUCUGGUCAUGAGCUGUUAUUUGUAAACAGUACUAUAAUGUAGCACCCUGCUGCACUGCAUUUAGUAGCAGAUGGUUUCACAGCCUCAUGUGCAGCACGUCCUUCUAUAAAAAUUACUAAAAGUUAUUCGCUACAUGUUUCGAACUAUAAGGUCAUCAUCAGUUGUUUAAA